AUUCGAGGAAAAUGGUCGGUUUUCCUUCUUGUGGCCCAUCACAGUGCCCAUAACUAACAUCAGAAUUCAAAAGUGAGCCUCUGGUUCAUGAACUGUUCUUUCUGGCAAAAAAGCAAAUCAGAAAAUAGUUUAGUAAAUGUCUUCCUCAAUCACCCCACCUUUCAGACAGCCCCACAAGCCAUAUUGGCCAAAGUUCUUAAAAUCAGCCCAAGAGAGAUACUAGGAAGGAAGGAAAGGGGCGAGCCAUCAGCCAGCUAUUGAACAACUAAGAAAGUUCAUAUUCUCUUAGAAACUCCCAAUAUAAAAGCCCAAUUCUUCACAGCCCUUUGUUCAUUAAGGAAGGAAAUUUCCAGAGGAAUAAUGGAGUUUCCCCUUUUGGGCAUCAUCUUCUUGUGGAUGUUAUUUGCAGUCCCUUCUUGUGGAAGAUUUUUUUACACGCCUCCAACUGUUCCACGUUUGACGGAUCUCGUCCCUCAUGUCUCAAUCGAUCAGUGCUUUGCCAAGAUGUUUGGGGCCUCAAAUAUCCAGCUGAUGAAUAAUGGGUCCUUCCUCAAUCUCACUCUAGACAAAGUCUCUGGUGCUGGUCUGGUCUCCAGAAACAAAUACCAUUAUGGAUUUUUCAGUGCUUCAAUUAAGCUUCCAUCAGGGCUCACUUCAGGGGUUGUAGUGGCAUUUUAUCUGUCGAAUGCAGAUGCCUAUCCCCAUUCUCACGAUGAGAUUGACAUUGAGCUGUUGGGACAUGACAAGAGAAAAGAUUGGGUUAUUCAAACAAAUAUUUAUGCCAAUGGAAGUGUCAAGACAGGAAGAGAAGAGAAAUUUUAUCUCUGGUUUGAUCCCAGCGUGGAGCACCAUGAUUACACCAUCAUUUGGAACAAUUAUCAUAUAGUGUUUCUGGUGGAUAACGUACCAGUUAGAGAGCUGCGCAAUUCUGAAGCUUUCUAUCCAUUAAAACCAAUGUCAGUUUUUGUCACAAUAUGGGAUGGUUCAGAGUGGGCAACUCAUGGGGGAAAAUACCCAGUUGACUACAAGUAUGCGCCAUAUGUAGCUUCUUUUGCAGAAAUGGAGAUCAGUGGCAGCAUAUCAGAUUCCAAAGCCAAUGUUUCGAGCCCAGAUACAGUGGAGGGGCCAGAAUUUAUCAAGCUAACACAGCAGCAAAUGGGGGCAAUGGAUUGGGCAAGGAGGAAGCUAAUGUUCUACUCCUAUUGUAAAGAUACAUCUAGAUACAAGGUUGUGGCACCAGAGUGCAAAUAGAUAUGUUUUUACUUAUUGACAUCAUUCUUUUGAGUGUUCUCAUAAAUUUUAGGUUAGAAAGAAAAGAGUGUGUUGUAGCCUUGUUAUACCAUAAUCAUUAGGGGGAGCCUCCAGUGUAUUACAUGGGAUGGAAGAAGGAACACGUUUGUCUUUGUGCUUCUCUUUUGCUUUUUUUUUUUUUUCCUCUCUUUCUUUUUGGAAAAACAAUUAUCCGUUGGGCAUA
Messenger RNA from Momordica charantia (bitter melon), 1474 nucleotides. It is a transcript of the gene XTH33, whose product is annotated as xyloglucan:xyloglucosyl transferase 33. Gene Ontology annotation, molecular function: hydrolase activity, hydrolyzing O-glycosyl compounds; xyloglucan:xyloglucosyl transferase activity. The record is from RefSeq and is a predicted model, not a curated record. NCBI's taxonomy places the organism in Eukaryota, Viridiplantae, Streptophyta, Magnoliopsida, Cucurbitales, Cucurbitaceae. Gene Ontology annotation, cellular component: apoplast; cell wall. Gene Ontology annotation, biological process: cell wall biogenesis; xyloglucan metabolic process.